CUGGCUCGCUCUAUUUAUAAGUACCUGUGGCACCAGCACUUCCCCUCAUCACCACUUGGACGCAAAAAUGGCACCUGCAACACUGUCUCUGUCUCUCCUCCUCCUGUUCUCACUCAGCAUCGCCGUAACCGUUAGAUCGAGCGACUACGACUACGAUUGUGUGUACACUGCGUACGUUAGAACCGGUUCGGUGUUGAAGGGCGGAACGGACUCUAAGAUCGGGCUGAAGCUGUACGACAAGUACGGCUACUACAUCUACAUUAAAAACCUCGAAGCAUGGGGCGGCUUGAUGGGCAAGGGCUACGACUACUUCGAGCGCGGCAACCUCGACAUCUUCAGCGGAAGGGGACCCUGUCUUGACGGACCCGUCUGUGCCGUUAACGUUACUUCUGACGGAUCGGGUUCUCACCACGGCUGGUACCUUAACUACGUCGAGGUCACCUCCACUGGGCCCCACCUUUCCUGCGCUCAGGAUCAGUACGAAGUGGAGCAGUGGCUCGCUCUCGACACUUCGCCUUACCAGCUUUGGGCCGUUAGGAACCACUGCCGCUACAGUUUGGACCGGGCCCAGCCCGUUUCGGAGCGCCCCGGAUCCGGAUCCGGAUCUGCGUUCUCUAUUUUGAAUGCACGAGCCUGAGGAAGGUUUUUGAGUCGCUGGUGUUUUAUGUGUGCUUCGUGUAUUUAUAUUUAUUAAUAUUGAGAAACAGAUCGCCAUAGUACUUGAAUUGGCAUCGGGUUUGGGUUAACAACCCGUUUUGUCUAUGUAGUCUUCAAUAAUAAUUGGCCCUAUCUGUAUGGCCUCGAUGAUCUGGAUAUGACAGUACUACUAUAUGCUUAAUGCCUCAAUGGUAGCCAACUAUUUAUUACUCAACUUUAUCUUUUCCAAAUAAUAUAUAGAUGGAACGAUUGAUGGAGUA
Glycine soja is the source of this 917-nucleotide messenger RNA. Its product is annotated as PLAT domain-containing protein 3-like. NCBI's taxonomy places the organism in Eukaryota, Viridiplantae, Streptophyta, Magnoliopsida, Fabales, Fabaceae. The coding region runs from base 68 to 637 and encodes 189 amino acids. The transcript is spliced from 2 exons. Gene Ontology annotation, molecular function: protein binding. The record is from RefSeq and is a predicted model, not a curated record.